GAGACAACAUCACACUAAGGAAUUAUGAAGGGACCUAUGGAUUUGUCUUUUGCGCUUCUUCUCCUGGUGUAUUUGGUUGUGUGUCUCGGCGCACAGCCUUUUCCCGGGAUGCACCCUGACGCACUGCUCCGAGGGAUGAGUGGCGGCUCCAAGCACAUCCUGCAGAGGAAGCAGAGCAGCAGGCUGCCAUUCUACAUGAUGCAGCUCUACCGGACCGUGCUGACCGAGAAGCGGGCCAAGAACCUGGCCAACAGCCUGAGCCACACGAUGACCGAGGACCCUGCCAUGCAGGACUCCGACUCUGUCAUCAGCCUGGUCGCUACAAGCUGCCAGCAGAUUGGCAAAAGGUGGUCCGUUACCUUUGACCUGUCCUCCAUGUCUGCGAGCGACAACGUCCAGCUGGCAGAACUUCGCAUCCGCCUGUCCGCCUUCACUGAGUCUCCCCGAGCCUCAGUGGACGUCUACCACUCACACAGGGGGCGCUGCUCCGACACGCACUGCUCAGAGAACAGGAUGUUCCUGGGCCGCCUGAAAGCUCACCCCGGCGCCACGGUAUCCCCCUCCUCCUGGAAGGUGGUCAACAUGACGGGGGUGCUCAGUCGCUGGCUGCAGCAGGAGCACACCACACAGGAGGAAGAGGAGGAGGAAGAGCAGGAGGGAGUCCAAUACCUUACUGCUGACCGGGUCAUGAUGGUGGUCUUCUCAAGGCAGAACCUGAACAACCAGCGCAUGCCAACACUCAUCCGCACAGCAGAGCACUCCAAGUACGUCAGCUUUGACCGGGAGAGAGUGGCCCCUGGCUCUGGUUCCAAGCCGAGGAGCCGCAGAGCCAACAGGCACCAGCACACCCAGCACCAGAGGAAGGGAGUGGCUGAAUCGGCCCCUGUCAGCAAGGGUCCUCUCUGCAGGAGGGUGGACAUGGUAGUGGACUUUGAGAAGAUCGGCUGGAGCGAGUGGAUCGUCUAUCCCAAACAGUACAACGCCUACCGCUGUGAGGGGAGCUGCCCCAACCCAGUGGACGAGACCUUCACUCCAACCAACCAUGCAUACAUGCAGAGCCUUCUGAAGCUCCACCGCCCAGACAAGGUGCCGUGUCUGUCCUGUGUGCCGACACACCUGGGACCGCUCUCCAUGCUGUACUACGAGGCGGGGAAGAUGGUCAUGAGGCAUCACGAGAACAUGGUGGUGGAGGAGUGCGGCUGCCACUGAGCGAAAUACCUGAAAACCUUUUGGAUAAAGGUGAAAUAGAAUCGAGCAGAAGGCCCAGAAAAGUCAACACUAAAACUGAGCCACUCAGAGACACACAGUGGACGGAGGAUCACAGGCACUUUACAGAAGUCCAGCCUGACAUUGGGACAGAGGCAGCUGGCAGGAAGGAAUGGACAAGCUUCAUCCUGGACAUAGCUCUAAAUAAUGGAUUUGUAAAAUCAAGAGUUGUAAAUUAUUUGUAGUUUUUUGUAAAUAUCAGGGGACCUUAGUUUUACCUUGGAUUGAAAAUGGAUGAAUUCAAGUUUAGAGGGGUUGAUUAUGGCAAUGUAUGAUCCAGUAAGAUGAAACAUAAUGUAAACAUGGUCAUUAACUAAAGCACUAUAGAAAAGUCUAACAGUAGUUGUACAAGUCUUAUGUACAAACUCUUCUUUUAAAAAAAAAUGUAAGACUGAAAUGUUUAAUGCCAUUGAAAUUACAAAUGUCAGAAUGGUUGAAGCGCUUUUAACUUUAUUGAGAUGUCGGGUCACAUGGAUCCUUGUAUGUUUAACGUGUACACUAAUACAAUACAUUAUUUCUUAUCAGAACAAAGUGUGUGAUGGUUUUUAUUUAAGGGUUUUUACAAGAGCCUAAAAGUGGCUAAUUUCCUCGAACUUUGUAGGGUUGCUAUGCUAUGAGGCUCA
Gymnodraco acuticeps is the source of this 1889-nucleotide messenger RNA. RefSeq names its product nodal-related 1 (gene ndr1). The coding region runs from base 25 to 1209 and encodes 394 amino acids. Gene Ontology annotation, biological process: BMP signaling pathway; SMAD protein signal transduction. The record is from RefSeq and is a predicted model, not a curated record. The transcript is spliced from 3 exons. NCBI's taxonomy places the organism in Eukaryota, Metazoa, Chordata, Actinopteri, Perciformes, Bathydraconidae. Gene Ontology annotation, molecular function: cytokine activity; type I activin receptor binding; growth factor activity. Gene Ontology annotation, cellular component: extracellular region.